AUGGCAGAGGACGACCGGUUGAAGGAGUUUCAAGAGGCAAAUAGGAUUGUUUUUGAUCCAAACACUAGACAAGUAUGGGAGAACCAGGAAAGAAAUGCAAAUGGUGAAAUGCAAGGAACCCAGGUUAAGAAGAUGCCCGAAGAUGAGGCAGAAAAUUCAGGCACCUCGGGGAUCGUACCUACAUUGCAGAAUAUAGUGGCAACUGUGAAUUUGGGUUGUCGUCUGGAUCUAAAGACAGUGGCGCUGCAUGCCCGUAACGCAGAGUACAAUCCCAAGCGGUUUGCAGCUGUUAUUAUGCGUAUCAGGGAGCCUAAGACAACUGCACUGAUCUUUGCAUCUGGUAAGAUGGUUGUUACCGGUGCCAAAAGUGAGGACGAUUCGAAACUUGCGAGUCGGAAGUAUGCUAGAAUUAUUCAGAAAAUUGGGUUUGCAGCAAAGUUCACUGAUUUCAAGAUCCAAAAUAUUGUGGGUUCCUGUGACGUCAAGUUCCCAAUUCGUUUGGAGGGUCUAGCCUUUAGCCACGGUACUUUCUCGUCUUACGAACCGGAGUUAUUCCCCGGUCUAAUCUAUAGAAUGGUUAAACCCAAGAUUGUGUUGUUGGUCUUUGUAUCGGGUAAAGUUGUGCUUACCGGUGCCAAGCAAAGAGAGGAAAUCUAUCAGGCCUUCGAAGCCAUAUAUCCGGUGUUGAGUGAAUUUAGGAAGAUGUAA
Messenger RNA from Torulaspora delbrueckii, 708 nucleotides. It is a transcript of the gene SPT15, whose product is annotated as TATA-binding protein. Gene Ontology annotation, molecular function: DNA binding; RNA polymerase II general transcription initiation factor activity. Bases 1 to 708 code for a protein of 235 amino acids. Lineage: Eukaryota; Fungi; Ascomycota; Saccharomycetes; Saccharomycetales; Saccharomycetaceae. Gene Ontology annotation, biological process: DNA-templated transcription initiation. The transcript has a single exon. The record is from RefSeq and is a predicted model, not a curated record.